AUGCUAGUACAGUUUUUGGACGAUCGAAAUACCUUCCCCAACUUCGAGCAUCUGGCCUACUGGCAAAUAGAGUUCAACAACAUAGCUGCCGUCACCGUGUUUUUUGUCUGGAUUAAGCUGUCAGUGUUAGCUAUAGGAAUUAACAUCUACAGAUCAUCCAGUGUGGAGAUGCUAGUACAGUUUUUGGACGAUCGAAAUACCUUCCCCAACUUCGAGCAUCUGGCCUACUGGCAAAUAGAGUUCAACAACAUAGCUGCCGUCACCGUGUUUUUUGUCUGGAUUAAGCUCAUGGACCUCAUGCUGGUCUGCAGCGUUGUGCCGAAGAUGGCGGCCAACUUCCUGUCUGGCAGGAAGUCCAUCUCCUUUGCGGGUUGUGGCACACAGGUGGGCUUCUUUGUCUCCCUCGUGGGGUCUGAGGGGCUCUUGCUGGGGCUUAUGGCUUACGACCGCUAUGUGGCCAUCAGCCGCCCGCUUCACUACCCCGUCCUCAUGACUCAGAGGGUCUGUGCCCAGAUUGCUGGGAGCUCCUGGGUUUUCGGGAUACUAGAUGGAAUGAUUCAGAUGGCGGCCGCCAUGACCUUCCCCUACUGCGGCUCGAGGAACGUGGACCACUUCUUCUGUGAGGUGCCAGCUCUGCUGAAGCUGGCCUGUGCGGACACUUCCCUCUUCGACACCCUGCUCUUUGCGUGCUGUGUCUUCAUGCUGCUCCUUCCCUUCUCCAUCAUCGUGGCCUCCUAUGCUCGCAUCCUGGGGACCGUGCUCAGGAUGCAUUCCGUUCAGGCCCGCAAGAAGGCUCUGGCCACCUGUUCCUCCCACCUGACAGCUGUCUCCCUCUUCUAUGGGGCAGCCAUGUUCAUCUACCUGAGGCCUAGGAGCUACCGGGUCCCUGGCCAUGACAAGGUGGUCUCUGUCUUCUACACGGUCCUCACGCCGAUGCUCAACCCCCUCAUUUACAGCCUGAGGAACCGGGAGGUGACGGGGGCACUGAGGAAGGGGCUGGGCCGCUGCAGGGUGGGCGGCCGGCACUGA
Molecule: messenger RNA, 1029 nt
Organism: Microcebus murinus (gray mouse lemur)
Lineage: Eukaryota; Metazoa; Chordata; Mammalia; Primates; Cheirogaleidae
Source: RefSeq, a predicted model, not a curated record